AUGAGCUGGGUCUACCUCACGCAGCUGCUGGAGAAGGUUGAUCGGCACUCCACCUUCCUGAGCAAGCUGUGGAUCACCACCUUCCUCAUCUUUCGCAUCAUUCUCACGACGGUCGCCGGCGAGUCCAUCUACUACGACGAGCAGGGCAGCUUCGCGUGCAACACGGCGCAGCCCGGCUGCGAGAACGUCUGCUACGACAGCUUCGCACCGCUCUCCCACGUCCGCUUCUGGGUGUUCCAGAGCAUCGCGGUCGCCACGCCCACCAUCCUGUACCUCGGCUUUGCAGUGCAUCGCAUCACCAGGAUCGAGUACAAGCGAGACGAACAAACCAAGCGAGCCAAGCGAGCCGGCGGCCCCGACCGCGUGGUUGAAUGCACGGAGAAAGAGGAGGAGGUGGUGGAGGAGGUGGAGGUGGAAGAGGAGGCUGAGGGUGAAGAAGACGGCAAGGGGAAGCAGCACAACGAGCGGUGGAGGAUCAAGACGGACGGCCUGAUGGUGGCCUACACCCUCCAGCUGCUGGCCCGCACGCUGGCCGAGGUCGGCUUCCUGGUGGGGCAGUACCUGAUGUAUGGCUUGGAGGUGGCACCGCGCUUCCAGUGCGUCCGUGACCCCUGCCUGAAUAGCGUCGACUGCUUUGUGUCGCGCCCCACAGAGAAGACCGUAUUCCUUCUGGUCAUGUACGCAGUCGCCGGUCUCAGCCUCCUGCUCCAACUGUCCGAGAUUGCCUACCUGGGGCUGGGCGCCAUCCACGACUCGCUGAGCGGGAGGCACCGGCCACGGAGCAGGUGUGGGGCCUCGCCGGCGCGGUUGGCAUUGCGUCACGUAAACUAAACGUGCCGGGUCGCUACCGGCUCGACACUCGCCGGCUGUGUGUCAGAGAGCGACCCCCAACUACGCCGA
Petromyzon marinus (sea lamprey) is the source of this 900-nucleotide messenger RNA. The record is from RefSeq and is a predicted model, not a curated record. NCBI's taxonomy places the organism in Eukaryota, Metazoa, Chordata, Hyperoartia, Petromyzontiformes, Petromyzontidae.